UCCGCUCUUCUCUCCAGCUUGUCUUUCCAAGUGGAGCGGCCGGUGUGAGCAGUAAGCAGAGCAGUGAACCCCACAUAGCCCACAGGCGAAGGACAGACACAAAGGUAUUAGACGAGGAGGUCCCCCGGCUCAAUAGCUUUCGAGCUGUUUGUAAUGAGUGGGAAAGGCAGACAGGAGUCUCUGUUCGAUGCCCCCCAAAAAGGGAGAAGCACCGAAACAGCCUCCAAUAAUUGGACGAUUUGGCACAUCUCUGAAAAUUGGAAUCGUGGGAUUACCUAAUGUUGGGAAAUCCACCUUUUUCAACGUGCUGACUAAAAGCCAAGCUGCUGCAGAAAACUUCCCAUUCUGCACGAUUGACCCAAAUGAGAGCAGGGUACCUGUUCCCGAUGAGCGCUUUGACUUCCUCUGCCAGUACCACAAACCAGCCAGUAAGGUUCCUGCCUUCCUAAACGUUGUGGACAUUGCUGGUCUGGUGAAGGGAGCUCACUCAGGACAGGGACUUGGAAAUGCUUUCCUCUCCCACAUCAGUGCCUGCGACGGCAUCUUCCACAUGACCCGUGCAUUCGACGACGAGGAUAUUAUCCACGUGGAGGGUAACGUCGACCCAGUGAGGGACAUCGAGAUCAUCCACGAGGAGCUGCGACUAAAAGAUGAAGAGAUGAUCGCUCCAAUAAUUGACAAACUGGAGAAAACCGCUGUCAGAGGCGGUGACAAAAAACUCAAACCUGAAUAUGAUAUCAUUUUGAAGAUAAAGAACUGGGUGGUGGACGAGAAGAAACACGUCAGAUUUUGCCAUGACUGGAACGACAAAGAGAUUGAGGUAUUGAACAAAUACCUGUUUCUGACAUCCAAGCCCAUGAUCUACCUGGUGAAUCUCUCAGAGAAGGAUUACAUCAGGAAAAAGAACAAAUGGUUGGCGAAAAUCAAGGAGUGGGUAGACACUCAUGACCCUGGCGCUCUGGUCAUUCCCCUGAGUGGAGCUCUGGAGUCCAAACUGCUGGACAUGGAGGAGGAGGAGGAGAGGAAUAAAUACUGUGAGGAAAUGAAGACACAGAGUGUUCUGACCAAAAUAAUAAAGACCGGCUAUGCGGCGCUACAGCUGGAAUACUUCUUCACAGCAGGACCAGAUGAGGUGCGAGCGUGGACCAUCAGGAAAGGUAGCAAGGCUCCUCAAGCUGCAGGAAAGAUCCACACUGACUUUGAGAAAGGCUUUAUCAUGGCUGAGGUGAUGAAGUACAGUGACUUCAAAGAGGAGGGCAGUGAAAAUGCAGUCAAGGCUGCUGGGAAAUACAGGCAACAAGGCAGGAAUUACAUCGUGGAGGAUGGGGACAUUAUCUUUUUCAAAUUCAACACACCCAAUGCCCCGAAAAAGAAAUAAUGAGACCACGCAAUCGCCAGAGGGAGCACUCAGAAUGCUGUUCAGUCAGGCCCCUGAGAGCUACACUGUCUGCUGGUUUUCAUACCUCUCUUUUGAAUUCAGAGUAUCAAGAUGCGGCCUGGUUGGCCAGAGAUAUUUUCUAACUUGGCCUCCCAGGUGGACUUCUGAACCAGAAUCUAUUAAAAAUGAUUCUGUAUUAUAACGUUUCUAUAAAAACACACCAUACAUUCCUGUGUGUCAGAAUGUGAGCAAAUUUUUAAAGGGCAUCAACUGCACUACCAGUCAAACAUUUUUGAGCACACUGGACCCGAGCAUCCACAGUCACAAGAAAGAAUAGGUGCAACUGAAAUGAAAAAUAUAUACUUUUUGAUUUUAGUGGAAAUAGUCUUAUCAGGAACCUGUAACAGAAUCCAAACUGCAUUCUCUGUUGUAAGUGAUAAAAGAACUAUGCAGCCGGGCUUGUCCUGUUUUCUAGAUAUGCAUCGAUCAUUUAAGCCACACAGAUCACUGAUACUUAAAAGGAUUAAUUUCCAACUUUUAAAGACAGUGAUUCACUCCUCUGAGUAAUAACAGCUUAUCUAUACAGUUAUGAAUUGACGUUUCAUGUCCAUGAUGACUGCUGAUUAAUCGGCUCAGACCCUAACAAGGCUCUUCAUAAGUAUUUUAUCAAAGGCAGGUGUGCCUGAUCGUUAACCAGCUUCUUUAUCUUUGGAAAUAUGUAAACAGUGCUGGCAAGAAAUAAGAAUAUUAUACAGCAGUCUGCUGGAGGUGCCUCAUCAGAGUCAACAAAAACUAGGCCAUCCUGAAUUGGUCUUUUCUUUCAAAUUAAAAAGACCCGAACUUUUCUCAGUUCCUUCGUGUCUUUUCAAAGCCAUAAUACCUGAGUCUUUUCCAAAGAUGCUAAAAUAUACAGUGUCUAUACCUGAGUCUUUUCCAAAGAUGCUAAAAUAUACAGUGUCUAUAAUAAUUUGACUGGCAGUGUGUUUACCUUAAAGAGAGAAUGAAAUCCAUCAUUGUGUUUAACUUCAGGCCAGUGCUGUGCCGUAUUCUGAGCAGGAGGGAUAUUGUUAAUUUUAGAAAGCGCAAAUGCAGGCAUCCCUGACAGUGCCUGAUCAGACGCCUGAACAGAGAAUGUUGUUAUCCACACUGCUUUUAUUGACUUGAAGUUUGGGCUUGUAAAAAAAAAAAACCCAGACUCGUCACAUUAUGAACUCCACCCUGCAUAACAAGAAAAUGCUACAUUGUGAAUCCGGACAGCUACAGGAGUGCUCUGCGCAUCAUUUGGACUGUACAGCUUCAAAGUGCAUCUCGUUUUAGCUCUGCUCACUGACUCUACAGUGUGAGUGUCUUUAUUUUUGAGAGUACUUACCAUCCCCUUACCAAAUAUCUUGCCAAAUCGUGGAAACAGAAACCCAGCCCCCUUAUGAACCAUAAUGAGUUGCUGAGGAAUAGGAGUCAAACGAGAAAGCUUAAAGAUGUUACUUUAAAGGGAGCCAAGGUCUAAUAAAUGUCAACCUCAUCAAUAUGCAUGUGUCAAUAAAAGAAAACAAACCUCUGUCA
Molecule: messenger RNA, 2938 nt
Organism: Xiphias gladius (swordfish)
Lineage: Eukaryota; Metazoa; Chordata; Actinopteri; Istiophoriformes; Xiphiidae
Product: obg-like ATPase 1
Exons: 11
Coding region: 188-1378 (396 amino acids)
Cellular component (GO): cytoplasm
Molecular function (GO): ATP binding; ATP hydrolysis activity; GTP binding
Source: RefSeq, a predicted model, not a curated record